This is a messenger RNA of Belonocnema kinseyi, 650 nucleotides long. RefSeq names its product 10 kDa heat shock protein, mitochondrial. The transcript is spliced from 3 exons. NCBI's taxonomy places the organism in Eukaryota, Metazoa, Arthropoda, Insecta, Hymenoptera, Cynipidae. The coding region runs from base 131 to 451 and encodes 106 amino acids. The record is from RefSeq and is a predicted model, not a curated record. Gene Ontology annotation, molecular function: protein folding chaperone; protein-folding chaperone binding; ATP binding. Gene Ontology annotation, cellular component: mitochondrial matrix.
CAUGGUCCGUUUCUAUAUGUGAAUGGUGCAAAUCCAGUCUUUACAAUUUAUUUCAGAUAGUGAGGUUAUACAACGUGAACGGUUUCCCAUAUUUGUUACUUAAAUUAUUACCUUGUUGUCUCGAGAUAAAAUGGCUACCGCUACCUCUGCUGCUGUAAAAAGACUAAUUCCACUCUUUGAUAGAGUGUUGAUUCAAAAAGCAGAAGCUAUAACAAAAACAAAAGGUGGGAUUGUGCUACCAGAAAAAGCACAGGCUAAAGUUCUCAAGGGCACAGUCGUGGCCGUAGGACCGGGUUCUAAAAAUGAUAAAGGAGAACAUCUACCGUUGACCAUUAAAGUUGGAGACACCGUCUUACUACCUGAAUAUGGAGGCACAAAAGUAACUUUGGAUGAAGAAAAAGAAUUGCACCUCUUUCGUGAAUCUGACAUUUUGGCAAAGUUGGAAUCAUAAUUUAAGUUUCUUGUGUUAAGAGCAAAAGAGUACGAUGUUAGUGAGCUAACAAAUUUCACAGCUUUACAAUCUCUUUAAAGUAUGCUUGAGACUAUUAUAUCUUAUCUCAUUAGCAGUAUAGACAUGUAGCAUCUUGAAACUAUUUGUUAUACUUAUGUUUUACAAAUAAAUUAACGAAAUUCAUUCAUUUAUAGACAAA